AUGGCCGAAACGAGUGUCGACGAAGCCGAAAAGUGCAGUCUCAAGAGAAGGAAGAAGAACGACACUGCAUCUGCCAAGGAGCAAUCAAUGAAAGCCUCAGACAAAGAGACAAAAGUCGGCGUCGAUGAGAGGACGGCACAGAUGUGGAGGGAAGAAGGAGUCAAAGGAGGGAGAGGGAUGAAUUUCGAUGUCGUCCAGGUUGACCUCCAGAAGAUCAGGGACCAGGAAACACAGGGGGCGGUAGACUGUAGCACUAUGUUGAGAUUAUUGGAAGAAGAGGUUGAUGGAAAAGGACGGAUUGAUAAUAAGAAGUUGAAGAAGGAAUGGAUGAAGUUAGGAUAUGAGAAUGGAAAGAAUGAUCAAAGAAGUGUGCAGUCAAGUCAUGAGGUGGUCAAUUCACGGUCAUGGAAAGGAAAGAAAAGAAGAGACACGCGCUCGCAGUCAUUGAGUGGAAGCUAUUGGACUAAGACCGAGACGGGCUUAGAGGCUACCGACGACGGACAACGGCGAGCCAGUCAGGAACUGAAAGGAGAGGAUUGGUGCAUCUUUUCAGGGGGAGCUGAAGGCCAAGUCUCGUGGUUCAGAGAGACAGACAACGCAUUGCCUCUGUUGGGUUGUGGAGAAGGGGAGGCUCUGGGGCCUGGGGGGACACUGGACAAGGGGACCAUUGCCUAA
Fusarium redolens is the source of this 675-nucleotide messenger RNA. RefSeq lists its product as uncharacterized. The transcript has 6 exons. The coding region runs from base 1 to 675 and encodes 224 amino acids. The record is from RefSeq and is a predicted model, not a curated record. NCBI's taxonomy places the organism in Eukaryota, Fungi, Ascomycota, Sordariomycetes, Hypocreales, Nectriaceae.